CUCACGUGAACGGAAUACAGUCACCUGACAGCAGUACCAGUCAGCUGGGCGUCGAAGCUGUAAACACAGCAAGUCAUCAUGUAUCUCGUUGGAUUGACGGGUGGAAUUGCAUCCGGCAAGAGCACUGUAUCAAGCUUCUUUAAGGAACUCGGAUGUCCAGUCAUUGAUGCUGACUUAAUCGCUAGAGAAGUGGUUGAGCCCAACAAACCAUCCUGGAAACAGAUUGUUAAGCACUUUGGCAAUGACAUACUUCAAGAGGACGGUACCAUUGACCGGGCUAAAUUAGGGGGAAUCAUCUUCAGUAAUGAUGAGAAGAGGCGGUUACUAAACUCCUGCACGCAUCCUUACAUACAGAGAGAAAUGAUGUGGCGGGUUUGCAAAUGUUUGCUACAAGGUUAUCCAUAUGUUAUAAUGGAUAUUCCACUCUUGCUUGAAGGCAGUGCUUUGCGAAGAUUCCUGCGGAAAGUUAUUGUGGUCUACUGCAAUGAGGAGACUCAACUGACAAGACUGAUGUCUCGUAACAACCUCAGCCAAGAGGACGCCCUCGCGAGAAUAAACGCGCAAAUGCCUCUCGCGGAGAAACGCAAACACGCUGACUAUGUCAUCGACAAUUCCACCACUAUCGCCGACACCAGAUUGGCAGUGGAAUACCUUCACAGACAGUUCAGUAACUCUUACGCCCAUUGGAAGAUGAGGCUUAUACUCGUUCUUGGGAGUCUAGGGUUCGGAGUUGCAGUGUACGGCAUCAUGAAAAUGGUUUCAAGAUUAUGAUAAUUUUCCCUUACUGGAAAGGGCCCAGAAAAAGUCGACCAAUUUCAUACAGCUGCUUCCGCACAAAAAGUUUGCCAACCCCAACAAAAUUAUGUUAAACAGAAAAGGGUUUCCAGCUAAAAUGGCAUUGUUACAUGUACAAAUUUCUUAGUUUUGCUGAGCAAAAAAAUGAUUAGCAAUAUUUUUUUAUUUUCUGCUUUAAG
Messenger RNA from Asterias rubens (European starfish), 974 nucleotides. Its product is annotated as dephospho-CoA kinase domain-containing protein-like. Lineage: Eukaryota; Metazoa; Echinodermata; Asteroidea; Forcipulatida; Asteriidae. Bases 79 to 771 code for a protein of 230 amino acids. The transcript is spliced from 5 exons. The record is from RefSeq and is a predicted model, not a curated record. Gene Ontology annotation, biological process: coenzyme A biosynthetic process. Gene Ontology annotation, molecular function: dephospho-CoA kinase activity; ATP binding.